AUGGACAGCCCCCUCGUCUCUCCCGCCAAAGCGCGGCAAGCCGCCAUCCAAGCAAAGGACUGGGCCUACGUGAACUCCUGGCUGAGUCGUCAAUAUGCCCCGAAUCCAGUCCCCAGCUUCGAGCGAAACGAAGACACCCUGCGAACGUUACUUGCAUUGGCAGCCGCCAACGAUACGGCCGAUGAGGAGGCAGCAUUGAUCCACCAUGCCCGCGAACAAACAGUCCAGGGGUUCAAACGCCGGGAAGAGGCGGAGGAUAAGCAGAAAAGAGAAAUCCUGGAUGAAGUCGAGCUGUCUCUUGAUGAAAAUGGCACUCAGAAUCUAGAUGAUCUGGCGGAAACCACCGCUGCUCUGGGGGCUUUGAGCACCGACACCAGGGGCCUAGGCCUAUCGAUAAUCCAGCUUACAAAGGAGGAAUUUGGCGCCCAGGAACAGUUGUCCAAAGUCGAGACGCUACACAAUUAUUUGGAGAGAGAAUUGGAAACCCUGCGCGAACAACUCGAGGAAUUGAAGUCCAACAAGGCAUACGAGAUACCCUCCGACCUCCCGGCGCUGACAUCAGAGUGGUCGAGAAGCACGAAGAUGCUCAACACGAAAGUUGCCGAGUAUAAUGAUAGGAUCAAUUCCCUGGAGAAGACAACGCAUAAAGGGCCUACGUUGGAUGAUUUGGCGGGCGAAGAGAAAGACGUGACAAAACUCAUGCAAACGGUCCAGAUGCUCGAGACGAGAAUCCAGAUGUUUCAUGAUCUACCGAAAGAUAUACAAGGGGCACGGGCAAAGUACAAAGAGCUGGAACGGGAGCUGGAUAGGCUAACGCAGCGACGAGAUUCCAUGUUCGAAAAUCUCGUG
This is a messenger RNA of Aspergillus steynii IBT 23096, 849 nucleotides long. RefSeq lists its product as uncharacterized. The transcript has a single exon. The annotation marks the transcript as partial. Gene Ontology annotation, cellular component: HAUS complex; cytosol. Lineage: Eukaryota; Fungi; Ascomycota; Eurotiomycetes; Eurotiales; Aspergillaceae. The record is from RefSeq and is a predicted model, not a curated record. Gene Ontology annotation, biological process: spindle assembly.